Messenger RNA from Mucor mucedo, 726 nucleotides. RefSeq lists its product as uncharacterized. The record is from RefSeq and is a predicted model, not a curated record. The transcript has 4 exons. The coding region runs from base 1 to 726 and encodes 241 amino acids. Lineage: Eukaryota; Fungi; Mucoromycota; Mucoromycetes; Mucorales; Mucoraceae.
AUGACAGUAGAGACUCAUCUCAUGGCCAAGUCAAUAAGUUUACGAUUUUUGAUGGCCCCUAGAUUAAAUAUGACACCGUAUCUUGUCGAAGUAAAUAUUUUUAUCCCAGAAACUACAGCACCAAACACGAAAGUUGUGAGGCUCCUAAGCCAAUACAUGAAAAAUCAUGCAGCUAAUAAAUGGAUGUUAGUCAGCACAAGGUUCAAAGAAGAAGGGUUCGCACGGUACCAUCCAAUCUCGUUUACUGUAAGCAACAAUGUAACCCAAAAAGCGGCUUCAUUGCUUCUCAAAAAUUGUGUGCAUAAGUCUUUGCCUUCACACCAAGACCGUCCGGAAGAUUGUUCGACCCAAAAGUGCAGGAUUGAUUCUCGUCCAUGUCCUGCUUCUCAAAAAAUAAAUUUCAAUUCGCAAAACAGUAAAAAGCAGACAGUUAAGCGUGUUGGCAUUUUAGAAAUACGUCAGCUGAAUAUACUUAUUUAUUUCCGGACGCCUAAAAACCGUCUGGACGGUCUUGAUGAAGGCCUAAAGAAAUACAUUUCAGACCUUGACAGCAUGGACAACUUCCCUGAUGGAGCAUUCGAUACCACAAAAUUGAAGAAGGACAUGCUUUAUAUCUACAAAAGUACACUUGCUGGGGUUCUUAAGAGAAGAAACGAAGCUCUGUUCAAGAAAACAGAGAUCAAAUACAACCACACAAAAGUUGAUCUUUAUAACGAAGACACCUAG